UUGUCCUCUUCCGCCCAACUUCCGCCACCUAUCCUCUUCAUGAACCUACAACACCACAUUUACGACUCUCUCAUCAACGCCCGCGCACCCGACGUUAUCCUCCUCGUCCGAGCGACCAACUGGAGCUCGAACUACCGGCUUCACAGAGUAGUCCUCACCCAAGCCGGCUUCUUCUCGUCGCUUUUCACUGCAGGUUUUGCGGAAUCGAGUCGAAUAAAGGCGCAACCAGAGGUUACUAUUGUUUUCGAUGACGCGAAUAUAACGCGCGCAGCGUUCGAGUUUUGCAUUUCGCGACUCUACGGUGGAGGACCACCAUUGCAUAUAUCUUCUUCACUUAUACCCACCACAUCCCACCCGCUGACGACUGCAUUCCCCUUCACAUCCAAUAUCGACUCCAGCAUUCCUCAGGGGCACCAUCCUGCAACUCCACGAUUUUUACUGUCUUUGCUCGCGACAUCGGUCUAUCUUUCCAUUCCCCUCGUGGCCGCGCAAGCCUUAUCCUCGAUUUUGAGCACUAUCGGACCUCACACUGUGCUUUCCUACCUGAACUUCGCCCUCGGCAAGGUCAUCCCGGCACCAAAACCCAAUGAACCUGACUCAGCCGUGGGCUUGGAACACAUCGCGGAGGCAAUUCCCUCCCAAGAUGACGCAUCCUCGGCUUACUCGACCGUUAAUGAAGACCCGCGGAAGGUUUCUUACUACGGGGCGAUCUCCGACAAAAUUGGGGAAUCAGCAGCAUCCUGGUUAGCACGCUGGGCGCCAGACAUCCUCGCCUACGAAGAGCGCAAGGCCGGGAUUAGAGCCACACCAGCCCCAACCACGCGUCGCCGCGCUAAGUCAGAUGCUGCAGUCCCGGAUUUCUCAAAUGUUCCCGCUAUCUGGGACUGUGGGGGCCUGAGCGUGCCGUGGAUAUGUGCAUUGAUUUCAUCAGACGCAUUAUUUGUCGAAGGGGAGCGAGGCCGAUAUGAUUUUGCACGGGCUGUUGUUGAAUUACGGCGGAGACAUGGCCUCGUUCAGGAGGAGGAGGACGCCUGGAAGACGUUAUUUGAGGAGGGGAUCCAUUACUGCCACAUGUCGAUGGAAGAUGCGAUCUUUAUAUCUAAAGACAGUUCGCCUACAACAAAAUUGCCUUAUGUCUCUAUUGCGGUCCUCCAGGCAGCUCAUUGGCAAAGCUCGAUACUGCGACAACACAUCACUGCCAGGCCAAUAUCGCCCGUAGCGGAACGACCAGCCCCCGCACCUUCUCCUGGCUCACCCGUUCAGAGGGAGAAGGAACUUGGCAUAACUGUAACAACCGCGGAACUUCGUGCGCGGCUAGCCACUUCUGAUCCCUCUUUGGACACGAAAGGGCCGUAUUAUCUUGUUCCAACGGAUCAAUCCCAACGAAUUGGCGACAAUGGAAGUAGCGUGCACCCUCCCACUUCCGAGAACAGUAAUUCUGUAUCUAUGGACGAACUGUUUACCACUUCGUUCUCCAAUGCCGCAUCGGGAGCUUCCUCACCGGCCGCCGUGAGACCGACUGGUCUUGCCCGUGUCUCGAAUGGGGAGUCAAAUUUCUUUGGCAUCCAGGCUCGACGCUACAGUGCAGAAGAAUGUGUCGCCGCUGAUCCGGAAGGGACAGCUCGUUGGACAUUGCAGCCGCCUGUCCGAUUCGGCGUUGAAUUCUGGGAUGCGGAACUGUUGCCUGACAAGGCGAGAUUGUACUCGCAAACGAUCUGGUGUGGCGGGAGCUUGUUCAACACGUAUGUGCAAGUUACGCGCAAGAAGGAGAAGGCCUCAGUGCAGCUCGGCAUUUAUUUGCAUCGGCAGAGCUCGCUGGACGUGCCUGGGGCGAGCGCGCAUCGGGGAGAUGGCGUGAGAGAGCGAGUGACCAGUCUUGUCGGAACGCACAACCGCGGUCCAUCACUUCCCAACUUCAACUCUUCGUCGCAGAGGGAUCUCCCAACACGAAGUACAACACCAGUGUCGGUGUCCUCUUCGCUCCCGCAUUCGAUCAGCUCGUCUGUCUCUUCUACUAGUUCUAGCUCGGCACUUGGUGGUUGCGCAACACUUGCGCCGUCAACACCGACAUCACCCUACCGCGAUUCGCGACCAGCGGUCUGUGUUUACUUCACGAUCAGCUGCGCGAGCGCCACGGGGGCAAGCCAGACACGGUAUGCGAGUGCGCCUGACGUGUUUUCUGUGAGCCAGUCGUGGGGGUGGAAGAGCAGCUCGACAAGGACGGAUGAGUAUAUUGAUCUCGGGUUUGUGGACGGUGGUGAGAGCGGGAUCAGGAGCAGAGAGGUGAGUUUGAGGGCGUGUGUUGUGCUUGGGCUGGUUUAA
Mycena indigotica is the source of this 2322-nucleotide messenger RNA. Its product is annotated as BTB domain-containing protein. The transcript is spliced from 3 exons. Lineage: Eukaryota; Fungi; Basidiomycota; Agaricomycetes; Agaricales; Mycenaceae. The record is from RefSeq and is a predicted model, not a curated record. Gene Ontology annotation, molecular function: protein binding.